AUGGGCGAUUCAUGGCGCACGCUGCAAGACAGCUCUAGUACGGACGACAACGAAAGUACCAUUGAAACAAGCUUCGAUCUCUCAAUGAAGAUCAAAUGUGAUUUGAACGUCACCAUCAAAUUCGAGAUACCUUCUCGGCAGUGCUCCACAGCGUUUGAGGAAGAACCGCCGGCCCCAAAAGAAGGUCUCCAUCAUUAUCGUAUUUUUCCCGACUACGGAACUGACUUCCUCUGGUUCAACGUUGCGGACCCAUCAUACGACCCGCCUGACACAUACGUUGAUUCUUCCGAGGUGCUGAGUCGUAUGCAUCCUUCAGUGGCCCAAGGCUACGAUUCCUGGGUGCGCGCAUACAAUGACAACUUUAAGGCGAGAUGCGAGGACACGCAGGACUAUUCAGCAAAUGUCUUCGGCACACCUUCGGAAUACGUAGCAUGGCUGGUUACUGGUUACUUGCUCGCCUGGCGCAUUGCUCUGGACCCUCGGGUAGGCAGUGUGGAGUACUUGCCUGGGCGAACGCCGCAUGUAUUGGAGAGGGGGACGGAGACUGCUGCUACAGUAGCAUUCCUGGAGGAGCAGGCUAUGCUGCUAGCAAACCCUAUGAGCCAUUCUUGA
Aspergillus pseudoviridinutans is the source of this 612-nucleotide messenger RNA. RefSeq lists its product as uncharacterized. The record is from RefSeq and is a predicted model, not a curated record. Lineage: Eukaryota; Fungi; Ascomycota; Eurotiomycetes; Eurotiales; Aspergillaceae. The transcript has a single exon. Bases 1 to 612 code for a protein of 203 amino acids.